UUAGUCAGUUCGAAGUUGUGAACGAGAGAAGACGUUGUAAUGGCUACCGGUAGAAUCGUCGUGUACGGUGGUCGUGGGGCAUUGGGUGCUGCCUGCGUGAACCAUUUUAAAUCUAUUAAUUAUUGGGUCGCUAACAUUGAUUUGAAUCCCAACGAAAAAGCCGAUUUUAACAUUACUGUCCCCAAAGACGCUUCAUGGGUUGAACAGGAAGAUCAUGUCGUGAACGAGCUUGGAAACGCCCUACAAGGUCAGAAAGUGAAUGCUAUUAUAUGCGUUGCGGGUGGCUGGGCUGGCGGAAACGCCGCUAAGGACCUCAGCAAACAAGCGGACUUGAUGUGGCGUCAAUCAGUGUGGAGUUCCUCUAUUGCAGCAACAUUGGCAGCUAAGUACUUAAACACUGGUGGUUUGUUGGCUCUAACUGGUGCAAAAGCAGCCUUAGAAGCCACCCCAGGAAUGAUCGGCUACGGAAUGGCAAAGGCCGCUGUACAUCAACUCACAAAAUCUCUGGGUGCUAAGGACUCUGGUCUGCCAGAGAAUUCAUUAGCUGUAGCUAUAAUGCCUGUUACAUUGGAUACAGAAAUGAACAGAAAAUGGAUGCCAAAAGCGGACUUCAGUACAUGGACUCCGCUGACCUUUGUGGCUGAGUUAUUUGCAAAGUGGAUGAAGGAUGAAGGCCGUCCAGCGAAUGGCAGCUUAGUUGCCCUUGUCACCAAAAAUAAUGUUACUGACUUAAUUAUUGAGUAAAUUUUUACCAAUAUUUAAAAAUCUCAAAAUGAUAUAACAUUUACUUAGUUAAUUGUAUUACAAAAUUCAAUACAAUGGUUGUAUUAACUUUAUUUUAUAUUAAGUUAAACAGAUAUUAGAAUACAAAAUGUUUUAUACAUAUUUUUAAGUUGUAUUUGAAUGUUGUUUUUGUGUAACUAUUUUCUGUUGAGCGUUGAAUUUAUUGUAGAGAUGUAUUAUAUUGAAAGUAUAGGCAAGUUUAAGCAUAAUUUAAUAUACAUAAUAUAUACAAUCAAAACAAUAUUAUUAAAAUUUACAUCAUGUGUGUUAGACAAUAAAUUGAAUAACCAAAAUGUUUCAUUUUCAUUUUAUGGCUAAAAUAUAAUCAUUCCUUGUAUGUUAAUAAAAUUGUAUGCAUGAAAUGUGGUUUAUUUAUCU
Molecule: messenger RNA, 1161 nt
Organism: Bombyx mandarina (wild silkworm)
Lineage: Eukaryota; Metazoa; Arthropoda; Insecta; Lepidoptera; Bombycidae
Gene: Dhpr
Product: dihydropteridine reductase
Biological process (GO): L-phenylalanine catabolic process; tetrahydrobiopterin biosynthetic process
Cellular component (GO): cytoplasm
Molecular function (GO): NADPH binding; NADH binding; 6,7-dihydropteridine reductase activity
Source: RefSeq, a predicted model, not a curated record